Molecule: messenger RNA, 1487 nt
Organism: Coregonus sp. 'balchen'
Lineage: Eukaryota; Metazoa; Chordata; Actinopteri; Salmoniformes; Salmonidae
Source: the annotation of a GenBank genome assembly
AUGAUUGAGGAACCCUUCUCUCUGAGUGAGAGGCGCUGCUCCAGUGACUCCAACAAGGUGGGGAUGUGUCCCCCUAUGACAACAACUUUCCAGUGCUGUCAGAGCGCCUGCUCUCCCAGGGCCAACUCUCUGAAAGGCUCUUCAGAGUCCCUGAGCAGUACACACUGGUAGGCCACGUCAAAGGUUGUCCCAGCGACAGCUACCACUCACCAUCCACAGGCAAAGGGGAAAGGAAAGGGAAAGGGGGAUAUACCUAGUCAGAUGUACAACUGAAUGCAUUCUACUUAAAUGUGUCUUCCGCAUUUAACCGAACCCGUCUGAAUCAGAGAGGUGCGGAGCUGCCCAAUGGUCGAUUUGUUGACCAUUUCAUACACCGUAUUGUAUAUUGCUGCUUAAUAUGAAGAGUAUUUAUUAUUUCUACAUUAGACACACCUGAUGAACAUUUCUGGGUUGCCUGGCAUUCCUCUCUAAGGAAAGGGUUUAUGGAUCAUCAUAUCAGGCUGUCCUGUAGCUCAGUUGGUAGAGCAUGGCGCUUGCAACGCCAGGGUUGUGGGUUCGUUUCCCACGGGGGGCCAGUAUGAAAAAUGUAUGCACUCACUAACUGUAAGUCGCUCUGGAUAAGAGCGUCUGCUAAAUGACUAAAAUGUAAAAUAUCACUGGUGCGUUCAUUGUCUUUGAACAUAAUGUAUUGUUCUUUGAAACCCUGCAACCUAGAAUAAAUUACAUGUAGACUACAGUGGCUUGCGAAAGUAUUCACCCCCCUUGGCAUUUUUCCUGUUUUGUUGCAUUUAAAUUACAGGUUGUAAUGCAACAAAAUUGGAAAAACGCCAAGGGGGAUGAAUACUUUUGCAAGGCACUGUAUGUGGAGAUAAGACUUUGAUUAUGUGUAAAUGGUUUCCCCCAGGUUCCCAUAGAGACGUUUCAGAAUGCAGCUCUUGUGGCUCAUUGGAGGGAUUCGACGGUCACUAAGUUAACAACAGCAAACAGCCUGUCAGACAAACUUACACCUCAAUUGUUGUGCCUGAGUGCAGGCCACACCCCCCAGUGACUCUCUGCAGCAGCAGCCCUCUGACGAAGAGAGGGCAGAGAUUGGAGGGUACAGACCUGUUAUUACAUUUCCAACCACCGGGCCAACCGGGGGGCUGCAACUCAGAGGACAUUGCACUAAGGGGCGGAAUGGGACAGCCUGCCAGUCCCUCCCUCAGAGGCAGGCCUGGCUGCAGGGUGGACGGAAGGCCUCCCCCUUCCUACCCUGGUCCUCUCAGAGGAACUCACUCCACACCUUCCCUCUGCCUCUCCAGAAUCCACAACGGCCUCCCCAGCGCAGCAGCAGCCCAGGGCCCCAGACUGUGGCCCCUACGACCCCCUACUCUGGUCCUCUGGAAGGGAAAGUGUCAGGCAGCCCAGAGUGGCAGAAGGAGAGGUGGCAGAUAGGGCAGCUCCUAUCAGCAGACAAUACAGACAUUCUACCAGAGACACUGGUGUGA